AUGAUAAUAAACUAAGGUACUAAGAAAGUUUAGACAAUUAAUAAGAAAAUAUAAAAGAAAUAAUUAGUAAAGGAAACUAAAAAGGUUGAACUUGAAAAUGAUGAUCAACAAGUACUAUAAGAAUAAUCUGAAUCAGAAGAAAAAGUCAGAAUCUCUAAUAUAGAUUAAUUGGAAGAAUAACCUGAAUAAAAUACAAAUAUGAAUACAGCCAUUUUAUCUGAUAAGAAAUUUACUGAUUUCAUACUUUGUGAACCUACAAAGAAAGCAUUAGAAAAGAUGAACUUUGCAAAAAUGACACAUAUUCAAGCUAGAGCAAUACCACAUUUAUUAAAAGGUAGAGAUGUUUUAGGAGCUGCAAAGACUGGUUCAGGUAAAACUUUGGCUUUCUUGGUACCAGCUUUAGAGCUUUUGUAUAAAAAUUAAUUUUAAUAAAAAAAUGGAACUGGUAUCAUAGUACUCACUCCUACAAGAGAAUUGGCCUAAUAAAUAUUUGAUGUUGCAAAAGAUCUCUUAUUCUAUCAUUAAAAAACUCUAGGAUUACUUAUUGGAGGUGCUAAUAGAAAAGAAGAAGCUAUUCGAUUAUAAAAAGGAGUUAAUAUAUUAAUUGCUACUCCUGGUAGAUUAUUAGAUCAUUUAUAGAAUACUAAAGGAUUUAUUUAUCAUAAUUUAUAAUGUUUAAUUAUAGAUGAAGCAGAUCAAUUAUUAAAAAUUGGUUAUGAAGAAGAAAUGAAUGAAAUUCUUAAUUUAUUACCAAGUGAAAGAUAAACUGUAUUAUUUUCAGCAACUCAAACCAAAAAAGUUGAUGAUUUAGCUAGAUUAUCACUUAAUUAACCCAUAUAUAUUGGAGUUGAUGAUAUUGCUUAAGAAGCUACAGUUAGUGGUUUAGAAUAAGGUUAUGUUAUAGUAUAGGCAGAUAAGAAGUUUUUACUUUUAUUUACAUUCUUGUAACUAAAUUCAGAUAAAAAGAUAAUGGUUUUUAUGUCAUCAUGCAAUUCAGUCAAAUUUCAUGCAGAAUUACUUAAUUUUGUAGAUAUGCCUGUUCUUGAUAUUCAUGGAAAGUAAAAGUAAAGUAAAAGAACAAAUACAUAUUAUGAAUUCUGUAAUGCAAAAAAAGGAGUACUUGUAUGUACUGAUGUAGCAGCAAGAGGUUUGGAUAUUCCAGAAGUUCAUUGGAUUAUUUAAUAUGAUCCUCCUGAUGAUACAAAAGAAUAUAUCCAUAGAGUUGGAAGAACUUGUAGAGGACUCAAUUCUUCAGGAAAAGCUUUGAUAUUUUUAUUACCUGAAGAAAAAGGUUAUUUGGCUCAUUUAAAAUUGGCAAAAGUUGUUAUGAAUGAAUUUGAAUUUCCAUCAGAAAAAUUAGCAAAUAUAUAAGAUUAAUUUGAAAAACUUAUAGAGAAGAAUUAUUUUCUUAAUAAAAGUGCUUUCGAAGCUUAUAGAUCAUAUUUACAUGUAUUAUAUUUAUAUAAUUUCUUUUUUAGUCUUAUUAAUCACAUAGUCUGAAAGAUGUUUAUGAUGUUAACAAUUUAGAUCUUGUAAAAGUUUCAAAAUCAUUUGGAUUUAAAUGUCCUCCCAGAGUUUCUUUAAGUAAAUUGAAUAUUAUAAUUUUAUCUAGAUAUUAAGAUUGCUAGUUCAACAAAAAGGAAAUAAAAAGUUUAAUCGUUUAUGAAUAAGAAGAAACCAGGAUAAUGGAAUAAAAAUUAAUAGUCAGACGGAAGAUAAUUCAUGAGAUGA
This is a messenger RNA of Paramecium pentaurelia, 1731 nucleotides long. Lineage: Eukaryota; Ciliophora; Oligohymenophorea; Peniculida; Parameciidae. The record is from the annotation of a GenBank genome assembly.